Messenger RNA from Hyla sarda, 1696 nucleotides. It is a transcript of the gene SEC61A1, whose product is annotated as SEC61 translocon subunit alpha 1. The record is from RefSeq and is a predicted model, not a curated record. The transcript is spliced from 12 exons. Lineage: Eukaryota; Metazoa; Chordata; Amphibia; Anura; Hylidae. The coding region runs from base 149 to 1579 and encodes 476 amino acids. Gene Ontology annotation, molecular function: ribosome binding; signal sequence receptor activity; transmembrane protein transporter activity. Gene Ontology annotation, biological process: post-translational protein targeting to membrane, translocation; SRP-dependent cotranslational protein targeting to membrane, translocation. Gene Ontology annotation, cellular component: membrane; Sec61 translocon complex.
UGAGCGGUGUUCGGUGACGUGUCUAGGGAGCUUCUUCAGUGCUGAGAGCGGCGGCGGCCAGUCAGUCCGAAGAGAGAGCGCCGAGCAUCCACACCGCGCUCCGAGCCCCACACAGCACCGGCCCCGCAGCCCCCAAACAGCAUCGGCCAUGGGCAUCAAAUUUCUUGAAGUCAUUAAGCCCUUCUGUGCUAUAUUGCCAGAAAUCCAAAAACCAGAAAGAAAGAUCCAGUUUAAAGAGAAAGUAUUAUGGACAGCUAUCACCCUAUUCAUCUUCUUAGUAUGCUGCCAGAUUCCUCUCUUUGGUAUAAUGUCUUCAGACUCUGCAGAUCCCUUCUACUGGAUGAGAGUUAUCUUGGCUUCCAACAGAGGUACCUUGAUGGAGUUGGGUAUCUCUCCCAUUGUCACCUCUGGUCUGAUCAUGCAGCUCCUGGCUGGUGCCAAGAUCAUUGAAGUUGGAGACACUCCAAAAGAUAGAGCCCUGUUCAAUGGAGCACAGAAAUUGUUCGGUAUGAUCAUCACUAUUGGACAAGCUAUUGUGUACGUCAUGACUGGCAUGUAUGGAGAUCCCUCCGAGAUGGGUGCUGGCAUCUGUCUGCUCAUCACUAUCCAGCUUUUUGUUGCCGGUCUUAUUGUCCUACUUCUGGAUGAACUGCUACAGAAGGGCUACGGUCUGGGAUCCGGUAUCUCUCUCUUCAUUGCUACUAAUAUCUGUGAGACCAUUGUGUGGAAAGCCUUCAGCCCCACCACAGUGAACACUGGGAGAGGCACAGAGUUUGAGGGAGCCAUCAUUGCCCUAUUCCACCUGCUUGCCACUCGUACUGAUAAGGUCCGUGCUCUCCGGGAAGCCUUUUACCGCCAGAACCUGCCCAACCUCAUGAAUCUGAUCGCCACCAUCUUUGUCUUCGCUGUUGUAAUAUACUUCCAGGGCUUUAGAGUGGACCUCCCCAUCAAGUCUGCACGUUACCGCGGACAGUACAACACUUACCCUAUUAAGCUAUUCUACACCUCCAACAUUCCCAUCAUCUUGCAGUCUGCCUUGGUCUCCAACCUGUACGUUAUCUCUCAGAUGCUGUCUGCCCGGUUCAGCGGAAACCUGCUUGUCAACCUCCUGGGGACAUGGUCUGACACCUCCACUGGUGGACCAGCACGAGCUUAUCCUGUGGGCGGACUGUGCUAUUACCUCUCUCCGCCUGAGUCGUUUGGUUCUGUGCUAGAUGAUCCGGUUCAUGCUGUAGUGUACAUCGUCUUCAUGCUAGGCUCCUGCGCUUUCUUCUCCAAAACCUGGAUUGAAGUAUCCGGCUCUUCAGCAAAGGAUGUUGCAAAACAGCUUAAGGAGCAGCAGAUGGUAAUGAGAGGACACAGAGAGACAUCCAUGGUGCACGAGCUGAACAGGUACAUCCCUACAGCCGCUGCCUUUGGUGGUCUCUGUAUUGGAGCGCUCUCUGUUCUUGCUGACUUCUUAGGUGCCAUAGGCUCUGGAACUGGUAUCCUGUUGGCUGUUACCAUUAUCUACCAGUACUUCGAGAUAUUUGUCAAGGAACAGAGCGAGGUUGGAAGCAUGGGCGCUCUACUCUUCUAAAAACCAUCAAAUGUUGUUUUUUUUUUUAAGUGGUCAUUCUGCAGACCCAAGAUGUGAGCUGAUCAUGUGACUUGGAAAACUCCGUUCUAUGUGUGUGUUCCAGGGACUUCAGAGAGG